AGAAGAAAGCAUGGCUCGUGUUAUCAGGUGGCUGGGAAAGCAAAAGGUGCCCCUGGACAGUUCUGUGCUGGACAUUGGAACUGGGAACGGUGUUUUACUGGUUGAAUUGGCAAAGUCUGGCUACACUAAUCUCACUGGGAUUGAUUACUCUCCCUCUGCAAUACAACUUUCAGAAAAAGUAAGGGACAAAGAAGGGAUGUGUAACAUUAAAUUAAAGGUAGAAGACUUCCUGACUCCAUCAGCUGAGCUGUCAGGAUUUGAGAUUUGCAUUGACAAGGGGACUUUUGAUGCCAUAAGCCUUAAUCCAGAUAAUGCUGUGGGAAAGAGGAAGCAGUACCUGAGAUCCCUCUGCGGUGUCUUGAAACCAGAGGGAUUCUUCCUCAUAACAUCUUGCAACUGGACCAAGGAGGAGCUGCUGAACGAGUUCAGGGAAGGAUUUGAAAUUCUGGAGGAGCUGCCAACACCCAAGUUUUGCUUUGGAGGAAGAAUUGGAAACAGUGUAACAGCAUUGGUUUUCCAAAGGAAAAAAGGCAGGCAGUCCAUCUUGGACAAAUUAGAUUAGUUGAGAAAAAAAAGUCUGAACUUUAAACCUGACAGAAAACCUCAGACACGUGUGUAAAUAACUGCUCUUUGAGUACACAGUAAUACACUGUGUAUGGAACUCUAAGGGACUAUAAAACAUUGCCCUAGAAACAUUUCAGCUCUGCAUAACUUGCCUAUAAAUUUUGCCCUUGCUACAACCUCACUUGUUUUAGGGAAACUGCAAGUUUGUAAGUGAGGGAGAAAUAAGGCAAUCUAAAUAUGGAGACUAGUAUAACUGAAUGAUAGUUGUGUUUGGAACACAAAGAUUACCUGGUGUUUAAUUCCUGUAUUGGUAACCAGUGAGCAGUAGAGAUAAAGGUAUUCUGCAAAGCAAAAAA
Molecule: messenger RNA, 920 nt
Organism: Chaetura pelagica (chimney swift)
Lineage: Eukaryota; Metazoa; Chordata; Aves; Apodiformes; Apodidae
Gene: EEF1AKMT2
Product: methyltransferase like 10
Exons: 4
Coding region: 11-562 (183 amino acids)
Biological process (GO): peptidyl-lysine dimethylation; peptidyl-lysine monomethylation
Cellular component (GO): cytoplasm
Molecular function (GO): protein-lysine N-methyltransferase activity
Source: RefSeq, a predicted model, not a curated record